This is a messenger RNA of Nelumbo nucifera (sacred lotus), 1390 nucleotides long. RefSeq names its product protein THYLAKOID FORMATION1, chloroplastic-like. The record is from RefSeq and is a predicted model, not a curated record. Lineage: Eukaryota; Viridiplantae; Streptophyta; Magnoliopsida; Proteales; Nelumbonaceae. Gene Ontology annotation, cellular component: chloroplast thylakoid. Gene Ontology annotation, biological process: protein import into chloroplast stroma; photosystem II assembly; thylakoid membrane organization.
ACGGGAUAAGCCUCCGGCCUCCUCUGUGUUGACUGUUGUGUUGAGAGUUAGAGACUAGAGAGCAGAGAGUCUCUCCGUCCCACUUUCAAACAAAGAAACGACGAAAAUAAAGUGAAAGCCAAAAUUCGAUUUUUUUCGCGGAUUUUAGCGUUCACGAUGCCAGAGGAUCCCCGCCUCUGAAAACCCUAAAUUUUCUUCGUUUCAAUUUUACCUACCAAAUUCUUUGCUGAGAAAUCUUGUUUCAUGGCGGCCAUUUCUUCUUUGUCAUUUACUGCAUUAGGCCAAGUGUCAGGGAGGAAGCGUUUGGUUUCUUCGGCUCGACCAUUCAGUUCCACUUUUGACGGCUUUCGUUUUCGAAAGAAAAUUUUUUCUGUUUCAAUUGGUACCAAAACUCAGAAUUUGAAUUCUCGAAUGGCAAUUAUUCAGUGCAUGUCAUCUGUAACAGAAGUGCCCACGGUGUGUGAGACAAAAUCUAAUUUCCUCAAGGCAUACAAGCGGCCUAUCCCUAGUAUAUACAACACCGUGUUGCAGGAACUGAUUGUCCAACAACAUUUGAUGAGAUAUAAGAGGACAUACCAGUAUGAUGCUGUUUUUGCGCUUGGUUUUGUUACUGUGUAUGAUAAGCUUAUGGAAGGGUAUCCAAAUGAUGAAGAUCGAGAAGCCAUCUUCCGAGCUUAUAUCCAAGCAUUGAAGGAGGAUCCUGAACAAUACAGAAAUGAUGCACAAAAGCUGGAAGAUUGGGCCAGGACUCAAAGUGCCAGUUUGCUAAUUGAGUUUGCAUCUAGAGAAGGAGAAGUUGAGGGGAUUUUGAAAGACGUUUCAGAACGAGCUGGAGACAGUGGGAGUUUUAGCUACAGUCGUUUCUUUGCCAUAGGGCUAUUUCGUCUUCUGGAAUUGGCUAAUGCAACAGAACCAACUGUCUUAGAAAAGCUCUGUGCAGCCUUAAACAUAAACAAAAGAAGUAUAGAUCGAGACCUUGAUGUAUACCGCAACCUGCUGUCAAAAUUGGUUCAAGCUAAGGAGCUCUUAAAGGAGUAUGUAGAUAGAGAAAAGAAGAAAAGAGAAGAAAGGGCAGACCAGAGGGCCAAUGAGGCUAUUACAAAAUGCAUAGGAGAAUUUCAAUAUGCAGGUCAAUAAUUCAACCUUUCCUGCCAAGCACACUGAUACUUCAACACCAUGCUUCUUUUAUGGCUUUUGGGCAAGGACAUAUAGCAUCUGAGUUACAGGCGCCACCUACCAAGAUCCGAGUUUGUAAUUCUUGUAUUAUUUGGAGUAUAAUGAUCCAGAUGCAUCUUUUGUACCGGCUCAUCCCCCUUUUUUCUUUCUAAUUUUGUAUCAAUACGCAUUCUUCUAAUGUUUAUCUCUAUGAUGAUCAACCAUCUUCCAUGCA